UGGCCGCUCUGCUUCUCUCUCUCUGAUUUCAGCUUUCUUUGCCUUCUGUGCUUUAUGGUGUUUUAUCGUAUUCUAUAUUGUGGAUUUCUCCUUUCCGAUUCUUCUUACGUGUAGUACAUACAUAUCGUGUACAAAAUGAUGAUGAAUCCGAAGGAAAAGGAAAAGUACAUUGAGGAAUUCGAUUUUCCAUAUUGCGACGAAUCCUCCAAGUAUGAAAAAGUAGCGAAAAUUGGCCAAGGAACCUUUGGAGAAGUAUUUAAAGCCAAGGACAAGAAAACAAAUAAAAAGUUUGUUGCAAUGAAAAAGGUACUAAUGGACAAUGAGAAAGAAGGAUUUCCUAUUACGGCUUUACGUGAAAUAAAGAUAUUACAAUUGCUGAAACAUGAGAAUGUAGUUAAUCUCAUAGAGAUUUGCAGGACAAAAGCAACUCAGUAUAAUCGAUAUCGGUCUACCUUUUACUUGGUGUUUGAUUUCUGCGAACAUGACUUGGCUGGUUUGUUGUCAAAUGUAAAUGUGAAAUUUAGUUUAGGCGAGAUAAAAAAGGUUAUGCAACAGUUAUUAAAUGGUCUUUACUAUAUACACAGCAAUAAGAUUUUACAUAGAGAUAUGAAAGCCGCUAAUGUUUUAAUAACAAAGAAUGGCGUAUUAAAGUUAGCUGACUUUGGUUUGGCACGAGCAUUCAGUGCAAAAAACGGCCAUUCAAAUCGUUACACCAAUAGAGUUGUCACUCUUUGGUACCGACCGCCAGAACUCCUACUUGGUGACAGAAAUUAUGGACCACCUGUAGAUUUGUGGGGCGCUGGUUGUAUAAUGGCAGAAAUGUGGACAAGGUCUCCUAUAAUGCAGGGGAACACCGAGCAACAACAGCUUAUAUUGAUUUCGCAAUUGUGCGGCUCGAUAACGACUGAGGUAUGGCCUGGUGUUGAAAAUUUGGAUCUAUUUACCAAAAUGGAUCUUCCGAAAGGGCAGAAAAGAAAGGUCAAAGAUAGACUGAAGCCAUAUUUAAAGGAUCCUUACGCCUGUGACUUGUUGGACAAACUUUUAAUACUUGACCCUAGCAAAAGAUGCGAUUCUGAUUCUGCGUUAAAUCAUGACUUUUUCUGGACCGAUCCAAUGCCAUGCGAUCUCAGCAAGAUGCUGGCGCAGCAUACACAGAGUAUGUUUGAAUACCUGGCACCACCGAGACGACCUGGUCAUAUGCGGCACCCGCAUCAUCAAGUGCCUGGAGGACCAUCUAAGCCUAGUUCUAGUAUGGCCGAUAGCGGCUACCAGGAUCGUGUCUUUUAAUUUCAUAUUUAUUUAUUUCAAUUCACACGCAUGUACAUGUAAUAUAUUUCAUACGUGCAUACAUAGCAACGCAAAUUUUAUAUAAACUGCUAUCGUGUGCAGUGCUAUGUAAUUCCAUCCCGAUGUUACCAAAUUUUGAUACAGUUCUAAUAUAGUUAUUAAAGUUAUUUUAUUUAAAAA
Messenger RNA from Wasmannia auropunctata (little fire ant), 1467 nucleotides. It is a transcript of the gene Cdk9, whose product is annotated as cyclin-dependent kinase 9. The record is from RefSeq and is a predicted model, not a curated record. The coding region runs from base 136 to 1287 and encodes 383 amino acids. The transcript is spliced from 7 exons. Gene Ontology annotation, cellular component: nucleus. Lineage: Eukaryota; Metazoa; Arthropoda; Insecta; Hymenoptera; Formicidae. Gene Ontology annotation, biological process: protein phosphorylation. Gene Ontology annotation, molecular function: cyclin-dependent protein serine/threonine kinase activity; ATP binding.